GGUCACCAGAGAGCACGUAGCCGCAGAAAGGGAAAGUGAAAGUGCAGAGCAACAUGCAAGAGUCAGGCCAGAUAAACUAUCAGUCUGUUCAGUAAGUACUCUUCUUUUAAGGCUGCUGCAUAUCUACCAUGAAACUGGAUAACUCUGCAGAUUAUACAAUUCUAAGAAACAUGGACGGCCAGAGACAGAAACAGGUGCCGGGGAGGAAAUUCCAUGUCUCCGUGGCAGGAUGUACCAACGGUGCUCAUCAGACCUAUGUUAAUGACCUCAAAGGGAUGGGUCAAAUCGAGGUGAUCUCUCCUGAACAAAGUGACUACUUGGUGCUUUUCUGUCCCAUCGCGUCUCAAGUUGGAAAAGACAUCGGAGAGGCAAUGGACAAAAUCUCAGGUGGGAAACCAAUCGUUCUGGUGGUGAUGCAUCACACCUACGACAAAGAUCAUUUUGUGCCUGAAAGCAGGAGACUCGUGGAAAACCCGGAUGUCAUCGUCACCGUAGACGUUCUGUUCCAUGAGAGCAACAUGCUGAUCUGCAACCGCAAUGACACGGCCUGGUCUAAGGUCAAGGAUGUUCUUGUGGUUUCCCCUGGACCGGACAGCAGCUGGCUAUCUUUGCCGGGGAGGAAAUUCCAUGUCUCCGUGGCAGGAUGUACCAACGGUGCUCAUCAGACCUAUGUUAAUGACCUCAAAGGGAUGGGUCAAAUCGAGGUGAUCUCUCCUGAACAAAGUGACUACUUGGUGCUUUUCUGUCCCAUCGCGUCUCAAGUUGGAACAGACAUCGGAGAGGCAAUGGACAAAAUCCCAGGUGGGAAACCAAUCGUUCUGGUGGUGAUGCAUCACACCUACGACAAAGAUCAUUUUGUGCCUGAAAGCAGGAGACUCGUGGAAAACCCGGAUGUCAUCGUCACCGUAGACGUUCUGUUCCAUGAGAGCAAAAUGCUGAUCUGCAACCGCAAUGACAUGGCCUGGUUUCAGGUCAAGGAUGUUCUUGGAGUUUCCCCUGCACAGGACAGCAGCUGGCUAUCUUUCUGGAUGAAAUACCGAAAGAUGAUUAUUAUUAUAAUAAUUGUUUUUGCAGUUGUUGUAGUAAUCAUUGUGUCCGUGGAAGCGUCGGUGCCGCAUACACAGAAGCCAUCAGCCAAUAUUACAUCGGAGAGAAAAUGGACAAAAUCUCAGGGAGGCGUGUGGCGCAGAGGGUUGAACGUUGGUGCGGUUUGUGCAGUUGUUGCGUGAUGUUGUGCGGUUGGUGCAAGAAGUUGUGGCCCUGGACAGUUCACCCCAGAUUGGCUACAGUAUUGAAUUGGAUGAAUAUUGGAAGAAUUGUUGUUCUUGUUGUCACAAUCAUUGUGUCCGUGGUAGCGUCGGUGUCGCGUACACAGAAGUAAGAAGACCUCAGGGGUUUAUUAUUCCAAUAAAUGCAUUUUGAAGGGACUAAAGUGCAUGUGCAAUGCAUGUGCAAUCAACGGGAAAUUAUGCUAUUAAACUAUUAACAUAGAUGCUUUUGAGCUGAAGCUUUGGAUCACUGAUGUUUUAUCUAAGGUGCAUUAGAGAAGAAUAGAUGGAAGAAUAACAAACCUGCUUUAAGUAAAUGACACUUACAAAUUCAAAUGAAAUUCAAGUUAAACUUAUAAGACAAACCUGCCAUUCGUUGAAAAGUCUUUAAAGUCUACAGUAUUAUUGAUAAAGUUCCUCCUGGCACUGAAGAAAUCUUUUAACAGAGAUUGUAAUGUAGGUGAAUGGGUACAAACGUGUUAAAUGAGAAUGUUAAUUCAGUGUGCUUUUGAGAUAUACAGAUUUGUUAACAUAAUGUUUAAAUGUGUGCAGUAGAGAAGUGUGUGAUCAAAUCUUAUCAAGUUUAACAUAUCCUAAAAUAUCUGUAAAACCCUGCUGCUGCUGCUUUGUGCUCAUUAAAACAUCAACAUAAUAAAUACAAAUCAAUCAA
Trematomus bernacchii (emerald rockcod) is the source of this 1938-nucleotide messenger RNA. RefSeq lists its product as uncharacterized. The record is from RefSeq and is a predicted model, not a curated record. NCBI's taxonomy places the organism in Eukaryota, Metazoa, Chordata, Actinopteri, Perciformes, Nototheniidae. The coding region runs from base 129 to 1229 and encodes 366 amino acids. The transcript is spliced from 13 exons.